Asparagus officinalis (garden asparagus) is the source of this 1526-nucleotide messenger RNA. Its product is annotated as protein-tyrosine-phosphatase PTP1. The record is from RefSeq and is a predicted model, not a curated record. The coding region runs from base 1 to 1122 and encodes 373 amino acids. NCBI's taxonomy places the organism in Eukaryota, Viridiplantae, Streptophyta, Magnoliopsida, Asparagales, Asparagaceae. The transcript is spliced from 10 exons. Gene Ontology annotation, molecular function: protein tyrosine phosphatase activity. Gene Ontology annotation, biological process: protein dephosphorylation.
AUGGUGGAGAGACUCCAUAAGGAGAAGGAAAAGAAGAAGAAGAAGACUCAUUCCCAAGCCUCAGGGUCUAGGCGUAGAAUUCCUUCACCUGUUGAUGAAGAUCACUACGAUGAAGACGAUGAAGAGAAGCGACGGGGAACUCCGCGUCGAGACGAAGGUCAGCAUCGAUGUUGCUCCGCUGACCCGCCGCCGCCUCCUCGGCUCUCCCGCGCCCAGAUCAAGUCCUGCUCCGAAGCCCUAGCGGUCUUCAAGCAGAAGCUCCGCUCGCGGGCAACGAUCGUGCAGGAGUUCGAUCGCCUUCAGGAUAUGAGAUUGACAAAAGAUGAGAUGAUACGGAGAUGCAGAGUGGCUCUUCAAGAUGUCAGCUUGGAUAAAAAUCGCUAUACCGAUGUCCUUCCAUUUGACAAUACGAGGGUUGCUCUCAAUUCAAGUAAGGGCAACAAGAAUAUGCGAAAUGAAUAUAUCAAUGCAAGCUUUAUUACAACUGCUUCCAGUGGAAAUGUUUCUCGGUUUAUUGCUACCCAAGGCCCACUUCCAGAGACCUUUGAGGAUUUCUGGAUGAUGGUAAUUGAGUAUCAUUGUCCUGUUAUCGUGAUGCUUACUGUGGUGGACAAGCCCAAGAUGAUGAAGAAAUGUGCCGAUUAUUUUCAAGGAGAAAAUGGGUAUAGGGAAUUUGGAAAUAUAAGCGUCUCUACCAAGUGCACAAAAAUUAGUGGCUCUUCAUUAGUGCAGCGUUUCUUGGAGGUCAAGAACAAAGAGUCAGGGGACCCUCCUUUACCUGUUCUGCAUAUUCAGUACCCUGAAUGGCCUGAUCAUGGAGUUCCUGAAGACACUAUAGCUGUCAGGGAAAUUCUGAAAAAGUUGUAUCACGUUCCACCUGAUCUUGGCCCUAUAGUAGUUCACUGCAGUGCAGGCAUUGGAAGAACCGGCACAUAUUGUGCAAUCCAUAAUACAGUACAGAGGAUACUUGCUGGUGACAUGUCGUCUUUAGAUCUUCCUAAAACAAUAGCUGAUUUUAGAUCUCAAAGAAUGGGAAUGGUUCAGACAGUGGAGCAAUUCAUCUUUUGUUAUGCUGCAAUUGUGGAUGAACUGGAAGACCUCAUCUCAAAGUACAAAUACUAAGAUGAGCUAUAACAGAGCAGAAGCUGUGAAGCCUGGAAGUUGGUCGCUCAUAGGCAGAUGCUUGUUCGAUAUUGUAGAUUUCAGAAUUUAACUAUGCAUUUCAAUAAUCCAGGGGUCACGCAAGAAGCUUAGCCUCCUUUUGAUAUCAGAGGAAUUUGUUUCACUAAUUUUUCCCCAUUCUUAAGUCCGUUUAUGUUGAAAAGUUAAAAAUUGACGGCCCAGCAUAUUGAUUUUUUGACUAGCGUACCAUUUUAUCCAUCAUGUAUUUUUCUGAUGCAAUGGGAUGUAAAGUAUUAUUUAGGCAUAAAGGAUUGUUGUUGCCAACAGUACUUUUUAUCCCACAAUUUGUUGUAUUCUCAGACGUUGUAAUCUCUUUAUGAUGUUUGAGAUUAUUGUUUUCUUUU